AUGGGCCUUUGUAUUUCAUCCCUUUUCUCUUCCUCGCCUUCCAAAACAGGUCUCCAUAGUCAUGACUUGCCGUCAAACAGCAGCCAAUUCUUGGAAGCUGCGAGCGAGAGUUCACGUGAGAUUAUUACUGAUCCAGGGAAGAUAUUGGAAUCGCCAAAUCUCAAAGUCUUCAGCUUUCUUGAACUAGCGAGGGCAACCAAGAACUUCAGACAAGAAUCGAUGUUGGGUGAAGGAGGCUUCGGUAGAGUUUAUAGAGGUUGGAUCCACGCCGAGACUCUUGCUCCUUGUGUAGCCAGCUCCGGCAUGACCGUAGCCGUCAAAAGAUUGAACUCCGAGAGUUUCCAAGGGUUUGAAGAGUGGCGAACAGCAAUUAAUUUCUUGGGGGUUCUUUCACACCCAAAUCUGGUGAAGCUAUUAGGAUACUGCCGUGAAGACAAAGAGCACCUGCUUGUCUACGAGUUCAUGCCCAAAGGAAGCCUUGACUAUCAUCUUUUUAAACGAAAAGAGCCAUUUCCUUGGGAUCUAAGGAUCAAGAUUAUGAUCGGUGCAGCACGUGGCCUUGCAUUUCUUCACGGCUCACAAAGACAAGUAAUCUAUAGAGACUUCAACUCUUCCCGAAUACUGCUCGACUCGAAUUAUGAAGUAAAGAUUUCAGGUUUUGGACUAGCAAAGUUAGGACCAUCACAAGGAAAUUCGCACGUUACGACUAGGGUCAUGGGAACAGGUGGUUACGCUGCUCCUGAAUAUAUGGCAACAGGCCAUUUAUACGUCAAGAGCGAUGUAUACUCCUUUGGUGUGGUCUUACUGGAAGUUAUGACUGGACUAAGAGUGCUUGACGCAAAACGCCCUCAAGGACAAGCUAAUCUAGUUGACUGGUUAAGACCAAAACUCUCAAGCAAACACAAAAUGAACCAAAUAAUGGACAAAGGAAUCGAAGGUCAAUACUCUUCCAAGGUGGCUAUACAGAAAUGGGACGUAUAACACACUCUUGUACCGAACCAGACCCCAAAAACCGACCUCACAUGAAAGAAGUACUCGACGUACUGGAACACAUACAACGCAUCAACGUUGACCCACAUCACUAUUAGUAUUGAUGUCGAGUUGGCGCAGCAGGAGA
Eruca vesicaria subsp. sativa (arugula) is the source of this 1117-nucleotide messenger RNA. Lineage: Eukaryota; Viridiplantae; Streptophyta; Magnoliopsida; Brassicales; Brassicaceae. The record is from the annotation of a GenBank genome assembly.